This is a messenger RNA of Paramecium primaurelia, 2415 nucleotides long. The record is from the annotation of a GenBank genome assembly. Lineage: Eukaryota; Ciliophora; Oligohymenophorea; Peniculida; Parameciidae.
AUGUAAUAAUUAAGCGCUUAUGCCUUGUAAUUCAAUUGAAUCUAUAUAUCAGACUAUAAGAAUUUGAGAAGUAAAGUGAGUUAGAAAUAAGUUCGCUUAGGAACGAAUUCUAAAAAGAGUCAACCUAUGUAAUUGAAGUGUGUGCAAAUGAAUAAAAAUUAAACAAUGUUUCAAUAUUUAAGAAUCCAUUUUUUUAAGAUCAUUUAUUGACUGAAAACUCAUUUUUAUAAAUUAUCAAGUAAGGGAAAGUAGACACUUAAAUUGGUAAAUUGAUAUUAUAUUAUAGCUACAAUGGGAUCUCCAUAUGCAAUUACAUUAAAUGAGAAGAAUUUAAAAAAUUAAGAUGAUCUUUAUAAAUUUAUUGUAAGGAAUUUAGACAAAACUUUUACAGUUUAAGAGAUCAGACACAAUUCUUAUACAGUUAGUGUAAGUUUUUGUGAAUUCUUAAAAUCAUUUAUUAUUUCAUCAAGUGGAUAAACAAUAAUAUGUGAAGAUAAGAAUGAUAUUUCUAAAUAUAACUAGAUAUAAGGCUAUGAAAGAGCUUGUAAAGUAGCUAUAUUAUUCUUUAAUAUACAUUCAAAAAUGAAUUAUAAUCAAUAGAUCAACUUUGCUAAGGAUCUUAUAAAUAGAAGUCUAGUUGGAUGUAGAAACUCAUCAAAUUUUAUUGAAUGGUAUACAAUUAUGGAACAUUAUUAGUUAUAAAGAAUACUAUCACCCAAUAUUGUUAAGAAUUUUCUUAAUUAUUAUAAUUUAGAGAUUGCUAAAUCAAAUGAAUAAUAAACAAAUCUAAUAAAUUUUCCAUCAAUAUAUGAUUAAAUAUAUAAUCAAAUAAUAGAUAAAUAUCAUGAUUAUUAUAAAGGAAAAACAAUUUAUUUUUGGAAAGAUGAUAAAUAUUUAGGAAAUUGUUAUAUUCCUUCUAAACAUUUUGAAAUUUUAAGGCAAAUCAAAAUUUACAUAAAUAAUUCUAAAUCAAACUUUUAUAUGAAUUAACCUCCAAAUUUUUUAUCAUCAUUUAAUUUAAAUCAAUAAGAAUAUGAAUUUUAUUUAAAAUGCUUAAACCUCAUGUUUAGUAUUCCAUUUAAUUAAAGAAAAAGCUAUAACUUUCUUUAAUUGUCAACUCUUGUUUUUAAUUGUGUUCAUAAAAAAUUAACUAAUAUACCAUAAAAAUUAGAUUAUGAAUUGUCUCUUGCUUAAUGUUUAAAACCAUAAACUACUAUUAUUGUCUUAAUUCCAGUAGGUAUCAAUGGAAUGGGUUAUGAUGAAAUUUGUUAACAUAUUAUUAAAAUGUGUGAAGGAGUUAAAAUAGUAAGUAAAAUUAAUUAGGUUAAUGAUAAUCAAAUACUAUAUUUAUUUGAUUAAAUUUGUUCACUUAAAUAAUUAAAAUAAAUUCAUAAUGAAUUAAAAUAGCUUCCCUAUGAUAUUAGAACUAUUGCUCUAUAUCCAGAAUGUACACAUUAUUAUUUAUCAGAAAAAUAAUCCAGAUUUCCAUUUUCUUUUAAAUUUAUUAUGUUUUGUUUAUUAUCUGUUUUGGAUCAAAGAGACCAAGUUAAUCAAAUAAUAAAAUAAUUAAAAGAUUUAGAAAAUCAGAAUCUUAAUCAUUUACCAUCAGAUUAUUAAAUUAGUUGUCAUUAUAUGCCAUAAAAAAAAGAGGCUGAUGAUCUAUAUGGUGAGAUAGUUGAGUCAGAUUUCAAAGCAGCAUUUUCAUUCACAAAUGAUUAUUUAAUAGAGAGUUUAUCUUAAUAUAAAGAUUAUGUAGGAAACAUUCCUAAAGGAUAUUUGUAAGAUUAAGCAAAGAAGAUAAUUAAUUAAAUUGAGGACAAAGUUAAAAUUAAUAUAACAAAAAAGAAAUAAUUAUUGUAUAAUAAAACAAAUUCAAAAUUUGAAAAACAAUAUGUAUUAUAUAUUUAAAAUCCAAAUUGGGAUGAUAUAGAUAAUUUCAUCUUUGAUGGUCUUGAAAUUAUUUUAAAGAAUUAUCCAAAAGACACUUAUGCUAAUUUAAUGUAUCAAUUAUUAAAUUAAUAAUUUUUUUAAAAAAGAAAUACAUAAACUUAUUUGAGAGAAAACUAACCUUAUAUGCUAUCUGAAAAAUCAGAAUAGAAAGAAAGAUAAGUAUAGGUAUAAGUAGUAGUGAUUGUUGUUGAUGGAAUAAUAAUUCUGUAACCAUAGGAUUUAGGAUUAAAUCUUUUAUAAGAUAUACCAAUUUAUUCUAACAAUAUUGAAGUGAUAAAUUCAAUAAGGAUAGCUCAAUUUGUAAAAUCAAAAGUGGAGAAAUUGUAUGAUAAGUAAACAAAGGAGGAAACUAUAUUUUAAUUGGAUCUAGAAUUGAAUUAUAAGGUGUGGAAAGUAUAUUUAGUGAAAUUGAAGCCAAUAAUAAUUAAUUUAGUUGAGGGAUUAGUUGAGAAAUUAGUUAAUUGA